AUGGCCUCCCUCUCCCGCUCGGUCUCGUCACUGGCGGUCAGCUCGCGCAUCAAUGUCGUGCUUAGAGUCGGUUCGCGAGUGCCUCGUGCUGCACUUGUCAACAGAGUCAGUGGAACCAACACCACAAUUGGAUGGCGAUUCGGAAGCAGUGCUGCCGCAAUUCCCAAGAAGGAUCCUAUCGCUAGCGAUGCGCAUGCCCCAACCAAGAUUGUUGGUAACUCAAAGGUGUACAAGAGCGCAGAGGAUGCAGUAGCAGACAUCAAGUCCGGCUCCACCAUCCUGAGUUCCGGUUUCGGUCUUUGCGGUGUUGCAGAAACAAUCAUCCAAGCAAUUGCGAAAAGAGGACCCGGCGAGGUCACCAACUUGACGGCAGUCUCCAACAACGCUGGUGUGGGAGAUGGCGGUCUUGCUUCUCUGGUCAAGUCUGGUCAGGUCACCAAGCUGAUCAUCUCGUACCUGGGUGGUAACAAGGUGCUCGAGAAGAAGUAUCUCUCCGGAGAUAUCGGCAUUGAGUUGUGCCCACAAGGUACUCUCGCAGAGAGAAUCAGAGCUGGAGGUGCAGGCAUCCCGGCUUUCUUCACACCCACCGGUGUCAACACCGCUAUCAUGACUGGUGACAUUCCUGUCAGAUUUGGUCCUCCCGCCGAGGGCUCCUCAGAGCUGUCUGUACUCGAGGCCGGUACUCCUCGCGAGACUCGCGUUUUCGACGGCAAGACCUACAACAUGGAGCGCGCAAUCAAGGGUGACGUUGGUGUUUUGAGAGCAUGGAAGGUUGACGAGGCUGGUAACUGUCGCUUCCGCUACACCACUCAAGCAUUUGGUGUUCUCGUCGCAAAGGCCGCCAAAAUGUCCAUCGUCGAAGCCGAAGAAAUCGUUCCCGUAGGCUCAAUCCACCCUGACGAUGUCCACCUCCCCGGUAUCUACGUCGAUCGUAUCAUCAAGGCCACAGCCGAGAAGGGCAUUGAGGCCAGAAUGACCCGUCCUUCAGAGGAGAUCACGACCGAGUCUGUUCCUGCUAAGGAGAAGUCACCCGCCCUGGUCAGAAGAGAGAGAAUCGCCAAGCGCGCCUCAAAGGAAUUGCACAACGGCAUGUACGUCAACCUUGGAGUUGGUAUGCCAACUUUGGCUCCAUCAUUCCUCAACCCUGAUGUCAAGGUCUGGAUUCAGUCUGAGAACGGUCUUCUCGGUCUUGGUCCUUACCCUCUUGAGGAGGAGGUCGACGCCGAUCUCAUCAACGCUGGAAAGGAGACAGUCACCAUGGUUCCUGGUGGUGCCACUUUCGACUCAGCCGAGUCUUUCGCUAUGAUCCGUGGUGGACACGUCGAUGUCUCUAUCCUUGGAGCCCUGCAAGUCAGCGCCAACGGAGAUUUGGCCAACUACAUGAUUCCCGGUAAGGUCGUCAAGGGUAUGGGAGGUGCCAUGGACCUGGUGUCCAACCCUGAGCAGACCAAGAUUGUUUGCUUGACCGACCACGUCGACAAGUACGGCAAGCCCAAGGUCGUUCAAGAAUGCUCGCUGCCUCUUACUGGAGCCCGUGUCGUCAGCACCAUUAUUACCGACAUGUGUGUCUUCCAGGUUGAUCGCAAGGACGGCGGCCUUACCCUUACCGAGCUGGCUGAGGGUGUCACCGUCGAGGACAUCAAGGCCAACACCGAUGCAUCAUUCACAGUCGCAAAGGAUAUCAAGUCAAUGGAGUAA
Aureobasidium namibiae CBS 147.97 is the source of this 1698-nucleotide messenger RNA. Its product is annotated as succinyl-CoA:3-ketoacid-coenzyme A transferase-like protein. NCBI's taxonomy places the organism in Eukaryota, Fungi, Ascomycota, Dothideomycetes, Dothideales, Saccotheciaceae. The transcript is spliced from 3 exons. Gene Ontology annotation, biological process: ketone body catabolic process. Bases 1 to 1698 code for a protein of 565 amino acids. The record is from RefSeq and is a predicted model, not a curated record. Gene Ontology annotation, molecular function: succinyl-CoA:3-oxo-acid CoA-transferase activity.